This is a messenger RNA of Scutellospora calospora, 159 nucleotides long. The record is from the annotation of a GenBank genome assembly. NCBI's taxonomy places the organism in Eukaryota, Fungi, Glomeromycota, Glomeromycetes, Diversisporales, Gigasporaceae.
AUGAAUUUAAUAAUAAAACUAAUAAAAGAAGGAGUAGAAAGUAAUUUUGAAGAUCAAACAUAUGAAAGAGCAAAGCAAGAGCAAGCUAAUUAUGAUCAAAACUGGAGAAAUGAAAGAUAUGAACGAGCAUGCUCAAGUAAGAAUAUAGUAACUCAAUGA